UGACCCGCCCCUCCUCUACGAAUGAGAUCCAGCCCGACGCGCCCUCUGCUGCGCUUCAUGGAUGCUUCAGCACUUCAGCAUCCUCAGUUCCUGCGCAGCUCUGCGGAAAAUCACACCGUGACGCGGACAAAUCUGACCACGCUGUUAUUUUUCCAAGGCUAUUCUGUACACUACAGAUACUUGAGAGAGCUGCCAUGGCGAACAGAGGCCCCAGCUACGGACUGAGUCGAGAGGUGCAGGAGAAGAUCGAGCAGAAGUACGACCCUGACCUGGAGCAGCGCUUGGUGGACUGGAUCGUUGGCCAGUGUGGAGGGAACCUGGAGAGGCCGCAGACGGGCAAAGAGAACUUCCAGAAAUGGCUCGUGGAUGGAACAAUCCUCUGUCGGCUCAUCAACAGCCUUUAUCCGAGAGGGAAAGAGCCUAUCAAGAAGAUUCCAGAGACGCAGAUGGCCUUCAAACAGAUGGAGAAGAUCUCUCAGUUCCUGGAAGCUGCUGAAGCUUACGGAGUAACAACCACGGACAUAUUUCAAACUGUGGAUCUCUGGGAAGGAAAGGACAUGGCGGCAGUGCAAAGGACUCUCAUGUCUCUGGGGAGUGUGGCCGUCACCAAGGACGACGGUCACUACAGAGGUGACCUGGACUGGUUCCGCAGGAAAGCCCGGGGAUACCGGCGAGAGUUCAGCCAGGAGCAACUCCGCCAGGGCCAGAGUCUGAUUGGCCUGCAGAUGGGCAGCAACCGCGGGGCCUCCCAAGCUGGCAUGACGGGCUACGGCAUGCACCGCCAGAUCAUGUAGACCGCUUACUGACUGACUCCCUCCCCUGCUUUCAGACCUCCUUUUCUACUAAUACCCCCAAGGUUGUAGCCCCGAUAUAUACCUCCAUCUCCUCCAUAGCGCCUGCCAUGUGAACCUCAAAUUUCCUUGAAUUGCUGCUUUCCCAAAACAGUGUUGUACCUUAAAAAAUUAUGUCAAAUACGAGUCUUCUUCAAACUCUCUUCCUGUUAAUCUCUUGCCUCCCUCUUUGUUUACCUGCAUCUAUAAAUGAUUACAUAAUGAGUAGCUGAAAGUUAUUUAAGAAUAACGAUGGCAAAAGAAACCAUCUGUGUUAUUUACAUUAUCAUUCUGAAAUACUGUUAGCCACUGUUACAACAUGCUGUAUGCUUUCUAUUUGUAUUUAUGUGUACAUUUAUUUACUUCUAGCUAUUGUCUCAGGAUGAUCUGUACGUGAGUACUUAUUUAGCCAUCUAGCGUGAUGAGCUCAUUAAGUUAUUCAACGUGUCUGUGGUCUUGUCUGAGGACUUUUUGCAGUAUGCUCUGUAACCAAAUCAACCUCACGUUGUGCCUGGUUAUGGGACUACGGAGACCGGGUCCUGAUACAUUGACCUAAAAAUACGUUCGAUUCGGAAUCAUGCUCUGGUUUUUUGUUAGCUAGAUUAUAUCUUUGUAUAUAUGUGUCAAUGCAAGUAAAUGUGCAGCUGCCAGCAUGUUUGACAGUGAAGUUUUCAUUUCUGGUGCCAGGUAAAGACGUUGCGUCUUUGUGCACUUUUAUUAAUUGUUUUGUUUUUAUAUUUUUGACCACUUAUAUAU
Messenger RNA from Gasterosteus aculeatus aculeatus (three-spined stickleback), 1586 nucleotides. It is a transcript of the gene tagln3b, whose product is annotated as transgelin 3b. Gene Ontology annotation, biological process: actin filament organization. Gene Ontology annotation, cellular component: actin cytoskeleton. Gene Ontology annotation, molecular function: actin filament binding. The record is from RefSeq and is a predicted model, not a curated record. NCBI's taxonomy places the organism in Eukaryota, Metazoa, Chordata, Actinopteri, Perciformes, Gasterosteidae.